AUGUCCAACGCCGAACCCCACCUUGUAGUUUGCGGCCAAGUUUCUGCAAUCACGGACGAGUGCGUCACUGUGCAACAGCACGGGGACGAACAACAAGCAAUGAAGAUUGACUAUUCGCACUUGGUGUAUGCAUUAGGGAAUCAUUUACCGGACCCAUUGCGGCACGACGGCUAUUCCAAGUUAAAGGGCAUGGAAUGGAUGAAACGCUGCAGUGAACGAAUCGAGAAGAGUGAGAACAUUGUGGUGAUCGGUGGCGGCGCGCUGGGCGUGCAGUUUGCUACUGACAUUGCCACACGAUUUGCACACAAGCGUGUGACACUAGUCCAUUCGCGCAAACAGCUCAUGCCCCGCUUUGACCAACGAGUCCAUGAUAUGGCGUAUGAGCGUAUAAAAAAGCUUGGCAUUAAUGUCGUUCUCGGCCAUCGUGUUGCUUCUGUACAACAAAGCCACAGGGACGAAGCGCCGACAACACAGGCGGAAAACAAGGAAGAUGUGCGAUAUUUGGUCCGCACAAACCAAGGCUUGGAGCUGGAUUGUGAUCUGCUUCUGUUAUGCACAGGAACACGUCCAAACUCCGCGCUUAUGGCUAACUUUUCUCCAAGCAGUGUGGACCCCCAGACACGACAGAUUCAAGUAUUGCAGACCUUGCAAGUAAUGCGCAGCGUUGGACAUGGAGAGCCAAAUCAUUUUGCCAACAUAUUUGCCAUUGGUGACGUAGCCGAAACGGCUGCAUUGCAUGCAGGCUACCAAGCGUAUUACAUGGGAGAAGUCGCUGCAGAGAACAUUCUCCGGCAAAUUAUUGGAGUAAGGUCCACUGCAGAGCCUGAUUCCAAGGUCAAAGAAGGAGAAACGAUUCCGAUGCAGGACUUUGCACCGCUCUCGCCCAUGCUGAAGCUGACUGUUGGCGGUGGCGAAGUAAUCAAGCAGGAUGCACCAGUAGCAGAUCCUACUCACCCCGAUAAAAUGGUGCGACCUAUUAUUUUCACGGUGCCAGACACCGAGUCAAUGGACGUAGAAUCAGUCUGGGUGUCGCUUGCGCGCGCAGACCCAUCCAAUAUGCAUGCUUGA
This is a messenger RNA of Malassezia vespertilionis, 1068 nucleotides long. RefSeq lists its product as uncharacterized. Gene Ontology annotation, molecular function: electron-transferring-flavoprotein dehydrogenase activity; flavin adenine dinucleotide binding. The transcript has a single exon. The record is from RefSeq and is a predicted model, not a curated record. NCBI's taxonomy places the organism in Eukaryota, Fungi, Basidiomycota, Malasseziomycetes, Malasseziales, Malasseziaceae. Gene Ontology annotation, cellular component: cytoplasm. Bases 1 to 1068 code for a protein of 355 amino acids.